Messenger RNA from Drosophila suzukii, 2114 nucleotides. The record is from RefSeq and is a predicted model, not a curated record. Lineage: Eukaryota; Metazoa; Arthropoda; Insecta; Diptera; Drosophilidae.
UGGGGCUGCUCGCUCUCUCCCUCUGCCAGCGGCGACUGCGCUGCUCUCUUAACCAUUUGGAGCCCAUUCAAACGUUCGCCUCUUGCCAUUCCAUUUCAUCCGCUCAUCCGUCCACAUCCACUUGCGUUUUUGCGCCCUGCGAGAGGGAGAGCCAUGUGAAACGGGAGCAGCGAAAAAAUACCGCCCACUACCACUACCAAUUCCCAUAUUCCCAUAUUCCAUGCUAUCCCCAGCUCAGUUCGUGUCGUGUGAUCAAAGCUUUCGGUAAGGCUUCGGCUCGGCUUCGUGUAUCCACCUUUGGGGUUCUCUUCGGCGCGGCGCUCGCUCUCUUCUUGGGGGCUCAGGGACAACAAAUGCGGUAAAAUGGCUUCUGCGUCGACGUCGACAUCCCUGGCGUUUCAGUUCUGAUUGGAGGUUCGUGCGCGGCGUUUCCUCAGCUGUUUUCGUUGCCUUUUAGCCUGUUUGCCUUUGCCUUUUGCCUUUUUGCAUUCCGCUUUUGGCUCCGUGUUCGCCUCGAUUGCCAAUUACGUGUAACCAACAACAAUAACAACAAGAGCACCGAAAGAAACAGAAACAACAACAAGUGCUCUCGAGUGUUGCAAGCCUUCUUCCGUCGAAGAAACCGCAAAACGGAUUACCAAGAAUCUUCGUAGAAUUGCACGCCCUGGAAUAUAUGUUUUAAAGCUGACAGGCCCCAAGGAGUAAGAAUCCCAGCCCAGGACAACCGAAGGACCUUAGAUGUACCCAGGGCAGACAUACAGCCCCACUUGCAUGAGGACAUAGAUCGCGAUCGCACACCCACUCGCACACCGCUUCGUGACGCAACCACAGCCUCCCAAUGAAGAUGGCAUCCCAACGCUUCUGUCUGCGGUGGAAUAACCACCAGAGCAACCUGCUGUCCGUCUUCGACCAGCUGCUCCACGCAGAAACCUUCACAGAUGUGACGCUGGCCGUCGAUGGGCAAUACCUGAAGGCCACACAAGAUGGUGCUAUCCGCCUGCAGUCCUAUUUCAAUGCCUUGUUCGUAAAUCACCGAAAGCAUCCGAUUGUCAUACUAAAGGAUGUGCCCUACUCGGACAUGAAGUCCCUGCUGGACUUUAUGUACAGAGGAGAGGUCUCCGUGGACCAGGAGCGACUCACUGCAUUCCUGCGCGUGGCCGAGAGCCUGCGCAUCAAGGGCCUCACCGAGGUCAACGACGACAAGCCCUCGCCGGCGGCAGCCGCAGCAGGAGCGGGGGCGCGGGUUCCGAGAGCACGCCCACUCCUCCCCAGCUGCCAGCGCAUACAGCCGUACUUGGUGCCCCAGCGGAAUCGCUCGCAGGCCGGCGGUUUGCUGGGAGCCACCAAUGCAGGAAACACUCCCACCCUGCCGGUGCAGCCAUCGCUCAGCUCGGCCCUGAUGCCCAAGCGGAAGAGGGGCAGGCCCCGCAAACUAUCAGGCAGCUCGAAUGGCACGGGGAACGACUACGACGACUUUGAUCGCGAGAACCUGAUGCACGACACCUCCGAUCUGGGCAAUGGCAAACUGGGCAACGAGUCCUACUCCGGCAAUGACGACGGCUCCGAUGACAAUCAGCACACUGCAGGACACACGGAUGAUCUGAAUGAAAGUCGCGAUUCUCUACCCUCGAAACGAUCAAAGAACUCCAAGGAUCACCGCGCAGUGAGCCAGCACGAGGACAACAGCACUUCCGGCAACGACAGCGACGGCGAAGGAUUGGACACAUCUUAUAUGGAACCUCAACUCAUGGACGAAUACGACGAGCCCGUCGAGUUCAAGUACAACCUCACCGACAACAGCUCGCCCACGCAGGACCAAGCGGAUGGCAGCCACCUCAACGAACAGGCGCGCCAACAAGCCUUCCUCAUAGCCGCGCGGAAGCACCAGGCGGACGCAGCUGCAGCGGCAGGGGCGGACUCAAGCUUACAUUAUCGAAUGGCCGCUGGCGGGGCGCAGGUGAAGAGCAUGGUCAGCAUACCAAAGCUGACGCCCAUUGGCAAGGUCAACGCCGCCUCGACACCUGUCUCGCCCGCCGGCUCCUCCUCCAUGGCCUCUGUGAAACCGCGUUCCAGAAGCGGCCCAAACUGGCCAAACAGAACGGCGACGUAAAGCC